Molecule: messenger RNA, 792 nt
Organism: Effrenium voratum
Lineage: Eukaryota; Dinophyceae; Suessiales; Symbiodiniaceae
Source: the annotation of a GenBank genome assembly
AUGCGUGUCGCCCUCAUCAAGGCCAGAGCAGAGUCGCGUCGGCCUCGAUUCAGCCAGGUGGAGCCGGGAGUGGGUGCCACCACUGAGACAGAGCUCAAGGACAAGAAGCUGAGACUCGAGGAUGCCAUCAACGCCACCAAGGCGGCAGUGGAUGAGGGCAUCGUGCCGGGGGGCGGCGCCUGCUUGUGCCACAUGUCCAAGUCCGUGCGGGAGUGGGCAAUGGAGAACCUCAGCGAGGACGAGCUGAAGGGGGCGCUGAUCGUGGCUGAGUCCAUGUCCGCUCCCAUGAAGCGCAUCGCGGCGAACGCAGGGCAGAACGGCGACCUGGUGGCGGAGAAGGUGAUGGCCGCGGAGUCCACAACCCAAGGCUUUGAUGCGCUGAUGCUGGAGUAUGGUGACAUGCUGGAGUGUGGCAUCAUUGAUCCAGCCAAGGUGGCCCGUUCCGCGCUGCAGAACGCCAGCUCCAUCGCCUCCAUGAUCCUCACCACAGAGUGCGUGGUCGUGGAUGCGGAUAGCAAGGAGGACGACGAUGAUGACGCCAGCUUGGACUCCUUCGAGUUGGUGGACACCGCGCUGGUGACGGAGGAAAAGGAGGUAGCGGCCAAGGAAUCUCAACGCCUGCGACUCAAAGAAGCUGAGGCCCGCCUGGCCUUGCAGCUGCCACGCUUGGACUUAGAGGCACAACCCAGCGACCUCCGUGAGAAGAUGUCGCGGCUUUCGGACAGCAUUGCAAGCUUGCGCUGUCUCGGGAGGUCACCCCACCUUCAAUCAAGCGCGGAGCGUGGUGUCUAA